GGAGGGGCGUUAAAUAACUAUAGAAUCGGUUUGGGCGUUUAUAAUUUCACGAGCACUCUAUACUGUUCAGUCCAACUGGAAUGAUCAAUACGUAAGAAGUAAUUCAAAUGAUUUUGGGAGAAUUUAGUCAUACACAAGAACAAGAUUUUAAUUCGCAGUUUUCUUAUUUCCCUUUCUUUUUGGAUCCUACCAACAUCCCGCAAUAAGAAGGGUUUGCCCCACGUUUGAAUUAGUGAACCUGACACUUUCCCUGAACAUUUAAUCGCUUGUUCUUCCUAAAACUCCUCAGGAUUACUUUGCACUCAUCGUGAAUCGGGAUAGCAGUUUACAAUCAAAGAUGUACCGAAACUUUGGGAACUUGGGCCGAGGAGGCAGCGACUCUGCGUCCACCAAUACCGGAUCGAGUGCUGUAUCCCAGGGCACCAGCACUACUCAACAAGAUCAGAAGUUCACUGUGGCAGGUGGAAGCCAGUUUGUCCCCAGUCUCAAUGCCAUCACUUCCAACCAAGACCUCCAGUGGUUGGUCCAGCCCUCCUUCAUUGGUCCAGCUGGCCCCUCGCGGCCCCCACGUCCUCUUUACUCACCUGCAGCAGGAAUGAGGCCCUUCAACCCUUCACCUUCCCAACCACACCUCUACAGACCAGGGGUCAUAAGGGCAGUGACAAGAUCCGGGAGCACAACCAGACGCAGGAACGAUGAACAUUUGUCCCCAGAGGAGUUGGAGCGACGCAGAAUAAGGAGGGAGCGAAACAAACAGGCAGCUGCCAAGUGUCGUAACCGUCGACGGGAGCUCACAGACACGCUGCAAAUCGAGACAGAUGAGUUGGAAGAUAAAAAGUCCUGUCUGCAGAAAGAGAUUGCUGAACUAGAGAAGGAGAAAGAAAAGCUAGAGUUGGUUCUGGAGGCCCACCGCCCCAUUUGCAAAAUCCAAGACUCCGACUCAGAUUCUGACCAGAGCUCAGAGCUUCCCUCAUUGGGAGGUAUCAAAAUUGAGCCUGAGCUUCCUGACCUACCAGGGAGCUCAGCAAAGAGCCAAUCAAGGAUAGAGAAGCCCAAACCAAAAAUUACUAUCCCUGUCCGUCCUGUGACCUCCUCUGCCUCUGCUGUCCCCAUGGAAUCUGAGUCCCUUCACACCCCAAUUCUUAUUUCUACUCCAUCUCUUACUCCUUUCACGGCUAGUCUGGUCUUCAGUUAUCCUUCUGGCUCUCUAGACUCCAGUUCCACUAUUUCAUCCCAGGCUCUCCCGACUCUGUUAUCUUCCUCUCAACAUGGUGUGGCCCAGCAGUCUCGAAACCCCCAGCCCUGUAGUAUUGCCCAUCGCCGUAGCAGCAGCAGUGGGGACCAAUCAGAUCACUCCCUAAACUCCCCUACCAUCAUCACACUGUGAUUUAACUGGCUUCCUUGGUGGGAAAGACUGAGUGACAACACUGACGGUUAUGAAGAUGAAGAAAAUUAUGACAUAGGUGACUUUAAUAACGACAGUAAUUAUACGCUAAAUGCAGCUGGUCUACUUCAUUUCCUCUGUGCCUACACUUUCCAAAUAGCCCCUACACACUAAAUGCACACAAAAGCUAAAAUACUGAUUCUCACAAAAAGCAUUAUGGUGAUGCGAAUGACUCAUAUUUAAAGGGUUGUAUUGUUACACUUUUUUUUGUUUUCACCGAUGUAUAUAACUUCUGACAACCUAUAUUUGUUAUGCUCAAAACACAAGAUGUAGAACUGUGCAAAUGUGCAAACAAAAAUGUAUUAACUCUGUGUACUUUGGCAAUAAUGGUGAUAUAUUUAAGAGGGUGAGGGGGUGUGGUAUAUGGCCAAUAUACCACGGCUAAGGGCUGUGGCAUAUUGGUAAUAUACCACAAAUACCUGAGGUGCCUUAUUGCUAUUAUAAACUGGUUACCAAUUUAAUUAGAGCAGUAAAAAUAAAUGUUUGUCAUACCUGUGGUAUAUGGUCUGAUAUACCAUGGUUUUCAGCAUACAGGGCUCGAACCACCCAGUUUGUAAUGUAGGAACCACAUCAUGGUAGUGCAUGGUAAUAAACACUGUGGGUUUGUUUGAGGGUAAAUAUAUGUGCAUGCCAGGUAAACUUUCAUGUGAGCUAGCUAUCUUUUAUAUAAAAGAUGCAUACAUCUACUUCUCAUAUUGUACGUUUAGUACAAUAUAAUUUAUUUAAUUUAUGAAAAACUGCAUUAUUUGGGGAAAAUUUGAAAGACAACUAAGGCAGGACCAUGAGAGUAAAUAUAGAAUAUAUAGACAUGUAUUUAUUGAGAGUGUAGUAUAUUUUUUUAUAGUGUGUCUCUUUUGACUGAUGUGUGGGUCAGUGCAGUGGGCAGUGCCUUCACUUAAAUGUGUUCAUAGACAACGGUACAAUAAAUACAUUUUUUUAAAGACAA
Molecule: messenger RNA, 2390 nt
Organism: Oncorhynchus tshawytscha (Chinook salmon)
Lineage: Eukaryota; Metazoa; Chordata; Actinopteri; Salmoniformes; Salmonidae
Product: fos-related antigen 1
Exons: 4
Coding region: 338-1387 (349 amino acids)
Biological process (GO): regulation of transcription by RNA polymerase II
Cellular component (GO): nucleus
Molecular function (GO): RNA polymerase II cis-regulatory region sequence-specific DNA binding; DNA-binding transcription factor activity, RNA polymerase II-specific
Source: RefSeq, a predicted model, not a curated record